GGCGCAGGGAGUAGGGUGGUAGGUCAAAAGCACCUACGACUUCAGGCAGCCGCAUCCGGCAGCUGAUUCUCUGCCUGGAGAAUCAGGAGGCGCCACCAGAUCCCCUCUGCUAUCCCGCCGGAUCAGCUAGGGACAAGGACCUUUGGACUGGCCUUUGCAGAGCCUGCUGUGUGAGGAGGGUCUAGGGCGUCCCGGUGCAUUUGGUUGGCGGGAUCCCAGGAGCAGAUGCAGAAUGAAGUGGUCCUAUUCCAGAUGCUGGCAAAGGAGAGGGAGACGAAGACGAAGAGAAAGAAGGCAUGAGGGUUAGUCUGCCGACCACCCCAAGGAACUGCAUGCCACGCCGGAGCAUCAGUGUCCUGGAGAAGCUGGUGAAGACCUACCCUGUGUGGCUGCAGCUAGGGCUGGGCCAGGCAGAGGCUGCCAGGAUCCUGCAGCAGGAGGUGGCUGGGAUGUUCCUGGUGUACAGGGACAACAGCCGGAAGCGCCUGGUGCUGUGUGUCCACUUCCCUUCCUUGAAGGACAGCUCAGCCGAGGUGCUGGAGUACCCCGUCAAAGAAGAAAAGUCUAUAGUGUACCUGGAAGGCUCCGUUCUUGUGUUUGAAGACAUCUUCAGACUGAUUGCAUUCUACUGUGUCAGUAGAGACUUAUUGCCCUUCACGCUGAGGCUGCCACAGGCCAUCCUUGAAGCUAGCAGCUUCCAGGACCUUGAAACCAUCUCCAACCUGGGCCUUGGCUUCUGGGACUCCUCACUGAACCCUGCAAGAGGCCCUGUAGAGCCCCUCAGAGGCCCAUCGUCUGGGGCCCCUGCACCCUCCAGCCUCAGGCCCGCAACCCAUUACGCAAACUGUUCCUGUGAAAUUGAGCUGUCUGUGGGAAAUGACCGCCUGUGGUUUGUGAAUCCUAUUUUCAUCGAGGACUGCAUCCUACCGGCUGACCCACCUUCUGGCAGCUGCCCUCCACGCUUCGUGCCUGCCACCUCGGAUGCUGCCUCACCCACCUCCAAGGGGUCCCCACGUCGCCCCCCACCCCCACCCCCGGUACCUGCCCUUCCUCCUGCUGGUCCUUUGCCCACCUCCCCACUAACACCCACCUCUCACCUUGCACCGCAUGCCCCAGGUCCCCCAGGCCACUCAAACCGACCACCCAUGACAGCCUGCGAGAAUCUCCCGCGUCCAGCGGUAGGCCUGGGCCCCUUUGGGGAGGAAGAGAUGAAGCCCGGGACAACUCCCAGCCCCUUGCAGCCAGCCCCUCCUCCUCCGCUGCCCUUGAAGAAGACUCUUCCAGCAGCCCCUCCCAGGCGGCGCAUCUCUGAGAGGGUGUCUCUGGAAAGCCAGACUGUGGGGACCACAAUAGACAGAGACCACCCAGGCAUUUCCAGGACAGCCUCACUCAACCUUCCUCCCCAGGGCACCGUGAGUAGUAGCCUUGGGGACAGGCCUCCAAGGACCACAGAGCAAGGCCAGGACAUAGAAGCCAAAGCCAGCCAUGUAGACAUCACGCCGGUUCCUCCUGGGAAGGCCAAACAACCUCCAGUCCCGCCCCCUAGGAAGAAGCGGGUCUCCCAGCAGCUGGCCCCCACCGUUCUCAGUCCCUUGGAAAGCCCCAAGCACCCCACACAGGAGGCAUCCUCCGAGAAACUGGAGCCUGGUGCACCUUGGGAAGGCUUGAGUCCUGCCCCGCAAACAGGGAUGCCUCACCUCCAUGCCCAGACCAGAACCUGUCCCCGUAACUCUCCAGAAUUCAAGGGUUCCCUGGCCUCACUCUCAGACAGCCUGGGGGUGACUGCCUCAGCCGCUGACCAGGACUCCUACUCAACCAGCAGUGCGGAGGAGGAGCUGGAGUUCAGCAGCCCCAAUGUGAAGAAGAAGUCCUCGAUGAUCCUGGACAAGGCCCGCCACCGCCUCAGCUUGGUCAGCUUCGCCAACGUCUUCCACGCCUUCCUCUCCAGGGACUGCAAGCUGUAUAAGAAGGUGGUGGAGCUGGCGCAGGACAAGGGCUCCUACUUCGGCAGCCUGGUGCAGGACUACCGGGUGUACAGCCUGGAGAUGAUGGCCCGCCAGACUUCCAGCACCGAGAUGCUGCAGGAGAUCCGCACCAUGAUGACCCAGCUCAAGAGCUACCUGCUGCAGAGCACUGAACUCAAAGCUAUGGUGGAGCCGGCCCUGCACUCAGAGGAGGAACUCGAGGCCAUUGUGGAGUCAGCCUUGUACAAGUGUGUCCUGAAGCCCCUGAAGGAGGUCAUCAACUCCAGCCUGUUGGAGAUCCAUAGCAGAGAUGGCUCGCUGCAGCAGCUCAAGGAGAACCAGCUGGUGAUCCUGGCCACCACCACCACCGACCUGGGCGUGACCACCAGCGUGCCUGAGGGGGCCGUCAUGAAGAAGAUCCUGCAGAAGCUGACCAGCAUGCACAAGGCCUACUCGCCCGGGAAGAAGAUCUCCAUCUUGCUGAAGACCUGCAAGCUCAUCUAUGACUCUAUGGCCCUCGGCAACCCAGGAAAGCCCUACGGGGCCGACGACUUCCUGCCCGUGCUCAUGUACGUACUGGCCCACAGCAACCUCACGGAGAUGCUCCUCAACGUUGAGUACAUGAUGGAGCUCAUGGACCCUGCCCUGCAGCUGGGAGAGGGUUCCUACUAUUUGACCACCACCUAUGGGGCCCUGGAGCACAUCAAGAACUAUGACAAGAUAACAGUGACCAGGCAGCUGAGCAUGGAGGUGCAGGACUCCAUCCAUCGCUGGGAACGCAGGCGCACGCUCAACAAGGCCCGGGCCUCUCGCUCCUCUGUACAGGACUUCAUCUGUGUGUCGUACCUGGAGCCCGAGCAGCAAUCUCGGACGCUGGCCUCACGGGCAGACACGGCAGCCCAGGCGCUGUGCGCACAGUGUGCCGAAAAGUUUGAGGUGGCUCAGCCCGAAGACUACCGGCUCUUUGUGCUGGUGGACGGACGCUGCUUCCAGCUGGCCGAUGAGGCCCUGCCACACCGAAUCAAGGGCUAUCUGCUCCGGAUCGAGCCCAAGCGAGACUUCCACUUCGUGUACCGGCCCCUGGAGAGUGGCGGAGAAGGCUCGUGCCAGCCCUUUCUAGUGGUGCGGGAGCCCAACUUCCUAUGAGAGGACCCACCGCUGACUGGGAUCUCCGGAGACUAGGAGGACAGUGGCCCGGGCCCUGAGCUCUCGUUGGCCACUCCUCCUAAGCGCACAUAAGUGCCUGUGUCGGUCACGCAGCUGUAACACCCACUGAGCAUGCCUAAGCCAAUCAGGCAGACUCAUCGCAUGAGGCACCGUGUUCUUCACUGGACAUUAAGGGAAACUGAGGCUCGGGAGGAGAAGGCUCUCUGGCCAGCUGUAGCCAACAAGCCCAACCCCGCUCACACGCAGCUCCUCAGGCUAUCCUCUCCACCUUCCGUUGGUCGUGUCCCCCACCAACCCUCAUCUUUAGUCCUUCCUGAGAAGAGCUCACUUUCCCCAAGACUGGCUAAGGAAGGGGUUCCUGGCCCCAGCUGCUCCCUGAACCUCAGGGUGGAGCUGAGAUGUUCCUCACCAGCCCAAGACCUCAGGAGUACUGUGUUGAAGAGACAGCCCAAACCCCUCCUGCCUCAGAGCUUGCCUUCAGCUACCAGAGUGCCCAGUCAGCCAGGGCACCCCUGGAGGAAGCCGAGCCAGCUCCAGGGAAACAUGGACAAGUUCAACCGAUGUCCUGAGAGUGGGGCGUGGGUGUGGGGAUCACUGAGGAGCCUGUUCUGUGAUAGAAACACAACAAGAUGCACUGUGUGUGUGUUUGUGUGUGGGGGGGGGUGGUUAAUAAAAGCCCUUUAAAGCUAAGUCCUCUGAAGGGGCUGAAGUCCAGGGCCCUGUUGCAUCUCCAACAUCCUUGGUCCCCGUCACCCCAGGCUCUAGAUUAUCUCUAGAACCAUCCCUUCUACCCUCCUGGGAAUUCCAGUUCUUUUGGCCUUCGCCUGGUCAGCGCUUACACGCAUCCUUCAAAGCCCACCUCCAGGAAGCCUUUCUUGACUCCCAGUGUUCGUCAAGCACCGAUAGACAGUGAGUCAGAACCAUCAGGUUUAAUUAUUGCCCUUUUUAUUUUUAUUUUUAUUUUUUUGAGACAGGGUCCCAUGAGUAAGUCCUCAAGGUCACUAUGUAGACAAAGAAACCCUUGAGGGUUCUCAACCUCCCUAAUGCUGCGACCACUGAAAACAGUUUUAUGGUGAUCCCCAACCACAAAAUUAUUUCCAUUGCUACUUUGCAACUGCAGUUUUGCUGCUGCUAUGAAUCAUAAUGUAAAUAUGCAUGUUUCCCAAUGGUCUUAGGCUAUCCCUGUGAAAGGGGCCUCAAGAUUUAGAGGUGUGCACCGCCAUGCUAGUUUAUAUGGUCAGGGAGCCCAGAGCUGGCUGCACGACAGCGUGAGCUACACCCUCAGCCCUGAUGAUGCUUUUCACUUUCGCUUUCUUCCGGCCCGCCUAGCUCUGACUUUCUGGGUCUGUUUUGUUUUUUCACAGCUUUGAGACAUGGCCUUGAGCUCCUAGACUCAGCAAUCCUCCUGUCUCAGCUUCCUCAGUGGCCAGGAUACAGAAUACCCAUGCCUGGCUUUUACAACUUGAGACUUAACUCACACGCAACUUGAUUCUCCUGGUUAAAGCAAAUAAUAGACUUUCAUAUCGCAUCUCACUUUUACUUAUGCGCGUGUGUACCUCUGGGUAUGUACGGGCGUGUGCAAGUGCCUCUGCAGGCCAGAAGAGGGCAUCAGAGGCCUCUGGAGCCAGAGCUACGGGUGCUUGUGGGCUAGCAUAGCUGUUAGAAACCACUCAGGUACUCAGCCAAGGGCAGUUGGAGCUCUCAACCACCGAGCCCUCGCUCCACUGUACCUAACAUUUGACACCCUCGAACUGUAACUAGUAACAGCCCACUGUUGGCCUUACCACCGACAUAAUAGUCUAUAGCACAGGUUUAGGGGUUUAUUUUACACGUGUGCCUAUGGAGACCAGACAAGAGCAUUGGUUGCCCUGGAACUAGAGUUACAAACAGUUGUGAGUUACAAACACCCAUGGGGGUGCUGGGAAAUUGAACCUGGGUCCCCUAGAACAGCCAGAGCUCUUAACCACUGAGCCACCUCUCCAGACCCACAGCCUAGGUUUUCAUGUUUUGUGUGUUGUUUGGCCAAAGGGGUGAAAUGUGCAAGAAAUCACUCUUCACUAGGACAUGAAAUUGACUGAAGAGACACAUAAGCUCCACGUCCUUGACCCAAGGUCCUUGUCCUGAGUCCCAGAGUGUUACUCCUGCAUUUGAGCUGGAAGCAAGACAUGUUUUGCAGGCAGGAUACAGGAUGCAACACUAUCUGACUUUGUUUACAUGUCUCUUUAUUGUUGAUGGCGCCAGAUGUGGUCCAUCUGUGUCUGUGUAAAUUUUACCUCUUCACUAUAGGUCUGUAUAUAACUUAUGGUAGUGAUAAAAUAGACUUAUUGCGUAUUUUA
Meriones unguiculatus (Mongolian gerbil) is the source of this 5467-nucleotide messenger RNA. It is a transcript of the gene Rin3, whose product is annotated as Ras and Rab interactor 3. The coding region runs from base 297 to 3110 and encodes 937 amino acids. Gene Ontology annotation, biological process: signal transduction; vesicle-mediated transport. NCBI's taxonomy places the organism in Eukaryota, Metazoa, Chordata, Mammalia, Rodentia, Muridae. The record is from RefSeq and is a predicted model, not a curated record. Gene Ontology annotation, cellular component: endocytic vesicle; cytosol. The transcript has 10 exons. Gene Ontology annotation, molecular function: small GTPase binding; guanyl-nucleotide exchange factor activity.